Messenger RNA from Sardina pilchardus (European sardine), 2853 nucleotides. Its product is annotated as nuclear factor 7, brain-like. Gene Ontology annotation, molecular function: ubiquitin protein ligase activity; zinc ion binding; protein binding. The coding region runs from base 300 to 1778 and encodes 492 amino acids. NCBI's taxonomy places the organism in Eukaryota, Metazoa, Chordata, Actinopteri, Clupeiformes, Clupeidae. The transcript is spliced from 10 exons. Gene Ontology annotation, biological process: protein ubiquitination. Gene Ontology annotation, cellular component: cytoplasm. The record is from RefSeq and is a predicted model, not a curated record.
UUGAGCCGAGUCUGCUAAUGAUGACAGCACCCUGUCAGCUGCUUGUGCUGAGAUGGCCUGAAAAUGAAGUCACGUAAAGGCAUGACAUUCCUGAGCAGCUCUGGGGAUAUGAAGACACAUCCAUGAUGGACCUGUUGGAUUUGAAAGGAUAGAAGGAAAAUUUGGUCAGUGAGCUGCCUGCACAACAGCGGCACUCAGGGAGCAGUGAGGGGUUCGGUGCUUUGCUCAAGGGCCGUGGACUGGUCGGGGAUCCAACCGGCAACCCUCCGGUUACAAGCUAGAAGCCCUAACCAGUUGCGAUGGCGUUGCUGGAGGACGAGCUGUCGUGCCCCGUGUGUCGGGAGCUCUUCAGGGAGCCGCUGCUCCUCCCCUGCGGCCACAGCUUCUGCCGCUCCUGCCUGGAGGAGAGCUGGAGGGAGCGGGGGAGAGAGGAGCGCCGCUGCCCGCUCUGCAGGCACCACAGCCAGGGCUCCAGGGACGUCACAGCCCCUAACCUGGCCCUCAGGAACCUCUGUGAGGCCUUCAGGAGAGACGGAGGGCCCACAGUGCUGCAGGCGAAUAGAGAGCACCAGCUCCUGGGUCCAGACGGCAGGUCUCAGGGCGUCUGCCCCGAACAUGCCCAGAGGCUGCAGCUCUACUGUCAGGAUGACGAGCAGCUGGUGUGUGUGGAGUGUGUGACUCAGGAGCACCACACACACACCUUCAGCUCCCUCUGCAAGGCUGCACACCAGCGCAGGCAGGACACCAUCAGAUCCAUAAUGCGAACUCUGGCAGAUCAGCUGGACGUUGACAAGAUCCUCUGUGGUGAAGCUCUUGCCCAUGUUAAGGAACAGGCAGCGCAGACGGAGGUGCAGAUAAAGGAGGAGUUUGAGAAGCUCCAGCAGUUCCUGAGGAGAGAGGAGGAGGAGCGGAUCACAGCCCUGAGGCAGGAGGAGGAGAGGAAAAGAUGGAGGCUGACGGAGAAGAUCGGGGAGAUGGAGGAGGCCGCGGUGACGCUGGAGAGGAGAGCCGAGCUCGUCGAGCUGGAGAUGGGCGCUGAUGAUGUCACCUUCCUACAGACUUACAAGGACAUGGAACAGAGAGUCAAGGCCAGUGUUUUAGAUCACACGCUGGAUGCAGGAGCCCUGAUUGACGUGUCCAAACACACGGGGAAUAUCCGAUUCAGAGCCUGGGAGAGGAUGAGGAGAAUCGCUCCAUACUAUCCCGUGGUUCUGGACCCGAACACGGCGCACCGGUUCCUGCACCUGUCCGAGGACCUGAGCUGCGUCUGGGACAGCGGAACCCGCGCCGACGUGCCGGAGAACCCCGAGCGGUUCGGCGAGUACGAGGAGGUGCUGGGCUCCGAGGGGUUCUGCUCGGGCCGCCGGGGCUGGGAGGUGGAGGUGGGCGGGGCCGAGAUCUGGAUUGUGGGCGUGGCCCAGGAGUCAUGUGAGAGGAAGAGGAAGUGCAAGACGGUGCCGGAUGAAGGGUUCUGGGUGAUCCACCACAGAGAUGGCAGGUACAGCGCCCUGGUGUCCACGGACGUGAGCGUCCCGCUGCACUCUGCCCACAAGCUGCAGAGGAUCAGAGUGGAGCUGGACUGGCCCGGGGGACAGGUGACCUUCACCGACGCCGACGCCCACACACACCUGCACACCUACACACACACCUUCACCGAGAGGCUGCACCCGUACUUCUACACGCAGGGCAAACAGCCGCUGAAGAUCCUGCCCGCCAGCGUCUCUGUGUGUGUGGGCGAGACGACGAUGACGGCGGCGAUGGCGACGGCUGUAGCGUAGCUGUGUGUGUGUGUGUGUGUGUGUGUGUGUGUCUGUGUGUGUGUGUGUCUGUGUGUCUGUGCUUCGUUUGAUUUUUGUGAGCUUUUUUUUAGUGACGCACUUUAAACGUUCUUUACCAGCUUGAGGUGCAAUUCUGUAGCAGAAGCCAGAGGGUUGAUCGGCAAUGAUGGGCAAUGUACAGUGCAAAGGGCUAAGAUUAACUAAAGCUAAUUUCAUAACUAGGUAAAGUCAAUUCUCCCUGUCAGCACCUCUGUGUCUGUGUGUGUGAUGAUGACUGCUUUCGCUUAGCUUUAGUGUGAUUUUUUUUAGCUCGUACUAACAUCACAUGUUAUUUUUGUGAGAGUCAAUUUUAACAGUGCACUUUAGAAGUUCUUUACCUGUUUGAAUGGCAAUUUCUGUCGAAAGACGUGUAUUGCCACAAGUAUUGCUUGAGGAAAAAUGCAUUAGAUCAGAGUUUUUCAAACCUUUGCAAUUUUUCAAAGGCUUAUUUUACCACUGGACAAUUCAAACUCAAAACUAUUGAUUCACAAGUGUGAUUUCUGAACUGCCUUAUGUACUUAUGGACAUCUGGUAACAUUUGUUGAGAUUUCCAAUUCCAAGUAUCCAUUGGUUUCUGUUGGUCAGACAGAAGACAGGGGAGUCUGCAAACCAUGGUUUGUUGGUCCAACUGUGCGAGCAAGAGGUCAGGCUUAAAUGAGAGGAACGUUUGUUUUAGUCCAUGUUACACUGAUUAACCGAUGAAAGGUGCUUGUUUUUGUCUCUCUUUUCAUGUUUAGUAUUCUUAGGAGUCCUAUUUUCUUAUGCCAUUAUGUCACUUUAGAGCGUUAUGUCUUCCUUUAUAUCGUAUUAAUUUAUUUUAUUUAUGAGUUGAUAUUUAUGAUGUGUUUAUCAUUAAUUGAUUUGAUUGAUGUUAGCGAAUUGAUAUGAAUUGUCAUUAUUUAUUGUUUUUAUUUAUAUUACUGAAUGAAUAUUAACAGAUUGUAUUACCUGCGUGCUGACGUGUGUUAUGGACUCGUAUGGAUGAUACAUUUCUCUACUUGUGCUCAUUGUUUACAUUAAAGAAAAAAGACAAUCA